AUGUCAAUCAAGACAACAUACCCGGCAGCUCCCAGCCACGCUCUCGUGAAAGUCCGUUUGCCCUCCUCUCCUCUCCUCCCAGGAACAAGAAUGCCCAAUCGUGUGGGCUUUGGGGGCGCCCUGUCGAGCACCGUCACCACUGCUGUAAAACGUCACCAUACCAUGACAAUUGCGUCAGAGACACGGCCGCUGCAGCGCCUUCGUCCCCCUGUGCUUGCGCAGAUGCAAGCCACGUAG
This is a messenger RNA of Cordyceps militaris CM01, 237 nucleotides long. RefSeq lists its product as uncharacterized. The record is from RefSeq and is a predicted model, not a curated record. Lineage: Eukaryota; Fungi; Ascomycota; Sordariomycetes; Hypocreales; Cordycipitaceae. The transcript is spliced from 3 exons. The coding region runs from base 1 to 237 and encodes 78 amino acids.